Zerene cesonia (dogface butterfly) is the source of this 1671-nucleotide messenger RNA. RefSeq names its product folliculin (gene BHD). Lineage: Eukaryota; Metazoa; Arthropoda; Insecta; Lepidoptera; Pieridae. The coding region runs from base 151 to 1446 and encodes 431 amino acids. Gene Ontology annotation, cellular component: cytosol. The transcript has 7 exons. Gene Ontology annotation, molecular function: GTPase activator activity. The record is from RefSeq and is a predicted model, not a curated record. Gene Ontology annotation, biological process: positive regulation of transforming growth factor beta receptor signaling pathway; negative regulation of transcription by RNA polymerase II; positive regulation of TORC1 signaling.
CAGGACUAAUGUCAAAAUAUUAUCGAAAACACAAAUCACAAUGUCAAUAGAUUCAUUUAAGGCAGAAAUAAUAUUUAGUUUUUGCCAUUCAUAAAAUAAAAUUGAAUUGAAUAUUUAGUUUUUCUAAUAUACAACUUAUGUACUUAUAGAAUGAAUGCUAUAAUUGGUCUGUGUCAUUUUUGUGAAUCUCACGGUCCGCGACCAUUAUUCUGUACUUUUACAACAGACGAUGAGAGUCAUACUACAGAAUCCUCCAAAUACCCAGUAGAGUGUAGUGGCUGCAGAUCAAUUGGUGCAGAAACAGUAUUAGUAUCAAAGGACGACAGUGGGAUAAUUUAUUGCAGCAGAGAAUCUGUGCCUAAUGAUGAUGUUACUGCGUUUUUACGCCAGGCUGCUUUACGGAGUAUAACAUGUGAAGUCAAUUGGAGUAAAGAAGGAGGUGUAGUUUAUUUCAGUGACACACAAGGACAUGUCCUCAGCCACAUGUUCCACCUGAAAGAUACUAGGGCCAGAGGGUUGAAGAGAUUAUUUUCAAUUGUAGUUCUAAUGAAGGAUAAAAUGUUCCUUCUAAAUGUAACUCCAGUUUUAUCAGAACACAUGAAGAAAAUAGCAAAACAGCUUCAAGAGUUGGCUGAUGUUGUUUAUGAUAAUGAACAGAGUAUAUGCUCACAAAGAGCAUUGAGGUUGAAAACUGGAAAGAAUGAUUUUGGUCAAUCCAGAUCAUUAAAACAACUGACAAAUGAUGAUGAUAUUUUCAAAAGGCUACAUUCACACUUUACAUGGAUGCUGAAAAGUGGUGCUUUAAUUUAUUCUGAGACUCUUUACACAAGCCAAUAUAUGCUCAACAAGUUUCAUCCAAACACAACUAAAGGCACCAUUUUUGAAGAUAUUUGCUCAGUAACAAUUGACAAUAGCUCUAUGUCAUUACGCGAUGCAGAAAAUCUUUUAUCCAAAGAAGCUUUCAGAACACUGCUGUAUUGUCUUUUAACAGGUGCAAAAAUAGGUGUCAUAUCAAAAUAUAGAAAUCUUUCUUCAGUUGUGAAUGGCCUCUUAAUAAUAUUACCAAAAAAUACAGAUAAGACAUGUGAAAAUAUAAGAAUAGUAAGUCAUGCUGAAGAAAUUCAAGCACAAAAUAUAUGUAUUUUAGAAGAAGUUGAAACUAAUAUUUUUCAUUGUACUUGGAAAAGUAAUGGUCCUGCUAAAUAUCCUACAUUAAUGAAUAAAAUACUGAAUGCAAUAAACAACGAAAAAUUCAAUGAUGUUGUACUAUUACAACAUAUAAAAUCAUUGCAACUUGAGUGGUUGGGGAUAGCAAAUACCAUCAAAUCAUCACUUCAAGCAUCAGGGCAUAAAAAAGAUGCUAUAAAAAAAUUAAAAGUUGUACUUGGAGUAACAGAACAUGACGAGAUUCUUGUAAAUUACUGGAUACAAGCUUUCUGUGAUUAGUUACUAGAUGUGUGUGAAAAUAUUGGUUUUUCUAUAAAUAUGUUUUUAUGACGACUUAUUUAUUGUUCCACAAUAAGCAAUGUAUUAAUACCAUAAUAAUAAUAAUUAAUAGUAGUUUCAUUUUCUAUCACCAAAUAGAUCUUUGUUUCGAUUUUCUACUGGCAGCUACAAACACAAUGUAAUAGUAUAUAAGUAGUAUUUAAAUAAAUAUUUAGGCAGUUGACU